AUGUCCGUCGAGGACGCGGUCACCGAGGGUCUUGCAGAUCCCAUGGACGACAAUGCGUCCGCCGCCGAGGAAGCUAAGCGAAUGCUAGCUGAGCUCGAAGGCAAGAAAGCGUCUACGGACACGCCCGCAGGAACAAAUGGGGUAAAGAAGGACGACACCACCGUGGAAGCUGCGCCAAAAGAGACGGAACCUGCGGCGAAGGGUGAGGACGAACCCAAGAAAGAAGGCUACGAUGAUGCCGAAGAUGAGAAGCGGGAGCGCCGCGAAGAUCGUGGCCCGCGUGACUACAAUGAUCGGGGUCAUCGUGGAGGUAGGGGCGAUCGCAAAGGCUACCAUGACCGGGGUCGGGAUCGAGGCGACCGUGAUGGCUACAAGCCUCGCAACCAUCGAGAGAACAACAAGUUCGAUCCUACCACUAAAGAGAUCACUGACGAUCCAGCAGAAAUUCGCAAACAGGUUGAAUUCUACUUUUCUGACUCCAACCUGCCCAGAGACAAGUUUCUCUUUGGUUUGGUCGGAGGCAUCGAAAACAAGCCUGUCCCUCUCAAGACGCUUCAUUCCUUCAAACGCAUGCAACGCUUCCAGCCCUUCGAGGCAAUCGUGGAAGCUCUCAAAGGCUCCAAAGAGGUCGAGCUCACGGAUAAUGAUACGGCUGUGCGACGAAUCAAGCCGCUGGCUGAAGACUUCUUCAAGGUGAUCCCGGGAAAGUCCGAUCCACGGACUGUGUAUGUCAAGGGCUUCGGCGAGGAAACUCCCAGCUCUCAGUUCGACAUCGAAGCAUUUUUCGACCCGUACGGCCCGACCAAAGCAGUGCGAUUGCGGCGCAAUGACGAGAAGACGUUCAAGGGCAGCGUCUUCGUCGAGUUUGAGACUGAAGAGCUGGCACAGGCUUUCCUAGCGCUCGAUCCCAAGCCCAAAUACAAAGAUCGAGACCUGCAAAUCAUGAGCAAGACAGAGUACACGGACAAGAAGGAGGCGGACCUGAAGGCAGGUAGGAUCACUUCCAAUCAAGAAGAGCGUCGGGGUGGCAAGAAGGGCCACCGAGAACAGCGCGGGGACAGAGACGAUGACAGAGACUGGAGAACACGUCGGGAUGAAGACCAGAAGCGGGGAUUCCGAGACGACAAGAGGCGAGGUGACCGUGGUCGUGGUGGCCGUGGUGGCCGUGGUGGUCAUGGUGGGCGGCCUGAAUGGCGCGGAGGUGGCAGAUCGAAGGCGCCAGAGACAGACGAGCGGGGAAUCCCCUCUAUCAAAUCCACCGCACCAGAGAAAGAUUCGGCGCGCGACGAAGCUCUUGCCAAGGCCAAAGCCGCGGUCGAAGCGGAUAUGAAGGAGCAAGAGGCGCAGAAGGUAGGCAACAACGUUGAGACGAAGGACCAAGAUCAUAACACUGUCGCCGACAGCGGUGCAGCUGACAUCGACACCUCUGCUGGGAAGAAACGCGCACGUGAGGACGAUGCUGCCGAGGCCGAAGUCGGCCGUGAGGUCAAGAAGGUCGAUACCAAGACGGAACCAGAGGUGACCGAAGCCGAGUCAUAG
Molecule: messenger RNA, 1539 nt
Organism: Cladophialophora carrionii CBS 160.54
Lineage: Eukaryota; Fungi; Ascomycota; Eurotiomycetes; Chaetothyriales; Herpotrichiellaceae
Exons: 3
Coding region: 1-1539 (512 amino acids)
Biological process (GO): RNA processing
Cellular component (GO): nucleus
Molecular function (GO): mRNA binding
Source: RefSeq, a predicted model, not a curated record